Lates calcarifer (barramundi perch) is the source of this 2042-nucleotide messenger RNA. RefSeq lists its product as uncharacterized. Gene Ontology annotation, cellular component: cytoplasm. The record is from RefSeq and is a predicted model, not a curated record. NCBI's taxonomy places the organism in Eukaryota, Metazoa, Chordata, Actinopteri, Centropomidae. Gene Ontology annotation, molecular function: protein binding.
UGGUGAAGACUUCAAUCUUUGAAAGAAAUAUUUUCAGCUGUACAUGUUUAUCUUUGUGUGUGAACCUGAAGCUGUAAAACUAACAUUUUAACAGUGACAGCUGUGAUGAUCAGUUUUUAUAUGAUAUCAUUCAGUCUUCCUCCUUAUCUUUUAUUGUUUGAUCAGAGGUGGACCUGGACCUCAUGGACCUGGACCUCGUUCUGUUUCCAGGCGGUGAUCAGCUGCUCAGAGGAGAUGUAAUGUUUAUGGUCUUUAAAAGACACUGCACUGCUGACAUGUUUUACCCAAUAAUCUUGUAAUAUUAUAUCUAGAUUUAAAGUUAUUAUUUAUUAAAACACACUUGUGGAGGCAUACUCUGUUUAGUGCAAUGGCAAACUGCCUUUAUCUAUAUAUUUAUUUAUUUAUACCUGGAGGCAAACCUGUUGUGAAUUUACUAAUUAAAAGGUUGUUUGUGGGCAGGUAUUAUUGUAAAAAUCACGUAAGAGGUUUGCCGUAGGAAAGUACAGAAAUACUCUGCAGGUGCCACAGAAGAUAAAAAGCACCACAAAGUACUGAUGAGUGCAAAGGUAAGAUAUGUUUUUAAAGCUAUGGCCUGACGGGGGUGCUGUGGUGGGUGUGGUUUUUCGAGUGGAACAGUCUCUUUUACACAGAGCAGUGGGUGCAUUUCUAGUCUGAUGAGUCACGACAAUCACUUGAGUCCAGACAUCAUGGAUAAUAUUUUCACUGUUAGACUGUCCUGGUCUCUGCAUUAUCUCCACUAAAAUGAUGCUUGUCCAGCUUUGUUUCCAUUAAGAGCUACACUGGACAUCUCAUGCUCCAGAGGAGACCGUCAGGAUCUGAAACCUGGCCUGAUGAGGAAGAUGUCUGAUGAGUUCAGUAGAUACUGAGUUUUUCCUGUGCUCCGGCUGUAUAAAAUGGAGGCCCAGAGGGGAGUUAUCAGAAGCCGUAUUCUAACCUUAUCAAAAGUUGAUGCUGCCUUGUUAAACCAGUGAAUAAAAAUGAGCCAGCCAACACCUGAGCCUCAACUUUCAAUUGAAAAAUGGACCACAGAAGACGUCCACCAGUGGCUGAUGACAGAGGUCAAAGUUCAUCAGAGUUGUGCCGACAGAUUCAUUGAAGAGGAAGUUGGGGAAUAUUUAGUCCUCUUCAAAAAGAAAGAUAUACUAGACUUGGGAAUAAAAUGUGGUCCUGCUGUCAAAAUCACAUCUUACCUAGAGAGGCUUAAAGAUGGAUCACAAUACGAGUCACAGUUCCCAGCAUACGUGGAAAACUGGACAAAGGAGCAGGUCAACCAGUGGUUACUACAGCAUGUCAAAAUACGUGGCAAAUAUGCAGAACAACUCCAUGAUGAAGAUGUGUCUGGAGACUGUCUUGUUUACUUCAGCAAACAGGAUUUUCUGGAUCUGGAUAUAAAAAGCGGUCCUGCUGUAAAGAUUCUGGCAGAGCUUCAUCAGCUGAACAAGAAGCCAGAGCCAACGCUGCAUCCCACCCUUCACACCACCACAGACCAAAAAGAACCAAAACCCAUUCAACCUGAACUGAGUCUGAAUCAAGCCAAAGAAACCAAACAACAAGAAUCUAAUGAUAAAACUGACUCACAAACAGAUGAAAUGGAAACGCAGCCAUUUGAGAAAGCUUCAGAGAGGAAGAUCAUUCAGCAGCCAAUCAAGGAAAUCAAGAGAAAAGAAACUGUUGUGACCACAGCCCUACUGAACACAUCCAAGAUCAGUGUGGAGAUCCAGAAAACUCUGGACAACCUUAUAAAAGGAGACCUGAAAAUGUUUCAUUUCUACUUACAUGAGCACACAAAAUCUGGGCAUAAACCUAUUCCUCGGGGUAGGCUGGAGGGCAAGGACACCAUGGAUACAGCAAAAGUAAUGACUAGUCACUAUGGAAAUGAGGGGGCUUUAUGGGUAACAAUAGACAUUCUAAAGGAAAUCAACCAGUGUGAACUUGCCUGUCAGCUGGAAAAGAACAUGGGUCAACUGCAGCAGCGGUGUCGUCCAAAAGCAGUUUUGAAGAAAGAAGCAAACCAGGGGUGA